This is a messenger RNA of Macrosiphum euphorbiae (potato aphid), 1128 nucleotides long. NCBI's taxonomy places the organism in Eukaryota, Metazoa, Arthropoda, Insecta, Hemiptera, Aphididae. The record is from the annotation of a GenBank genome assembly.
AUGGACAAUAGUUAUGAACAUAAUAUGAGUCUAUAUCGACUCAAAAUAAUUAUAAUUUGUGCAUUACAAUCAAUCAAAAAUAGACAGAGAAAGUGGCAUGUAAAACCAAUAUUUAAAGAACGAAAAAUACAUGGUGAUUAUUAUUGCUUGAUAAAAGAUUAUCAAAUAAACAAUUCAGCAUUAUUUUAUAAUUACAUGAGGAUGACUUCUACAGCUUUUGAGGAAUUGAUCAUUCAUGUUGGUCCAUUUUUACAAAGAAUUCCUACUAGACCUGACACUUUAUCAGUUGGUGCAUGUUUAACUGCAACUAUUCGUUACAUGGCAUCCGGUGAAAGCAUGGUAGAUUUAUCUUAUUCAUUUAGAAUUGGUCACACAACGGUUUCAAAAUUAAUUUUGGGUCUGCAUACAAGAGCAACACCCAUUUAUUUAUUAUUUUUAAAGGUUUUAAAAGUUCCUCGAAAACAAGAUUGGCAAAAUAUUUCUCACGAAUUUCCGAUGAAAUGGAAUUCGCCUAAUUGCUGUGGUGCCCUUGAUGGAAAACAUGUUGUACACCAAGCAGUUUCAAAUAGUGGUUCUUCAAAUUACAACUACAAGGGGACUCACAGUAUUGUUUUAUUGGCAUUAUGUGAUGCUAAUUAUAAUUUCAAAUUAGUUGAUAUUUGGUCUCCGGGUAGAUGCAGUGAUGGUGGAAUAUUUAAAAACAGUGUUAUUGGGAAAAGUAUGCUCAGCGAAAGUAUAGAUUUUCCAAAACCGGUUGAAAUUGAUAAUGUUAAUGGACCUAUACCAUUCCAUUUAGUAGCUGAUGAAUCAUUUACCUUACUUACCAAUUUCAAGAGACCAUUCCCUGGUAGAGGCAAACAUAAUUUACAUAAAAAUCAUGCCAUAUUCAACUACAGACUAAGUAGGAGCAGACGUACAAUAGAAAAUACAUUUGGGAUAAUGUCUUCAAAAUGGAGAAUUUUUCGUCGUCCUAUCAUAGCCAGUGAAAAAACUGUCAAUGCUAUAAUUGAAGCUGCAGUUGUGUAUAAAAAUCUGAGAAAAUGGAAGGUAGUUAUUAAAAAAAUAAAAGCUCUUAAUUAUAAAGGAAAUAUAAUUCAAUUUCAUAAUAAUGUACAAUUAUUUCUUUAA